Lentinula edodes (shiitake mushroom) is the source of this 600-nucleotide messenger RNA. RefSeq lists its product as uncharacterized. The coding region runs from base 23 to 412 and encodes 129 amino acids. The transcript is spliced from 2 exons. NCBI's taxonomy places the organism in Eukaryota, Fungi, Basidiomycota, Agaricomycetes, Agaricales, Omphalotaceae. The record is from RefSeq and is a predicted model, not a curated record.
GAGUUUCGUAGCUAAUCCGGAAAUGUCCCUCAUGGCAGAGGCAUGGGCUUUAUCGAUGACCACCGUUGUGUGUCCGUUUUGUUGUUGUGAGCCCAUGUCCCCUCUCCAUUUAGGACCCACUCUCGUUGCCCGACUUUAUCGUGUUAUUCUCUGUAUCGUAAGAUCAGAGUACUUCUGGAAAACCUGUUCAAUUGCGCUGCGUAUAAAUCGAGUCUCUUUCGUCCGAAACCGAAAAUCUUAUAGGAAGGCCAUCGUGAACGUUUGUACUCGAGUAAGUAAGCACUCCUCCCAAGUCGGGACUAAGGUGAACCUUGUAUUCGCGAUUUGCUCCCGGCGAUGCUUGAAUAGGUCUCCCAACACCACCAACAGUGUAUACGCCGGUUUUUUUGUCCAAGAUCGUGGGUCCGCGUAGUCCAAGGAAAAUUGUUUAGGCUGAUCGGCAGAUAAAGUGUAUCGUCAGGAUUGCCGUCCCGAACUAAUGGAAGAGAAGGUUGUUUUCUGUAGCCCACGCCAAUCUCAUCCACAGUAUGACCCACUUUGGCCUUCGUCUAAAGAGUGGCUAUAAUGUAUCAUUAUAUAGUUCAUCACACAAAUGCCAGC